Nicrophorus vespilloides is the source of this 7120-nucleotide messenger RNA. Its product is annotated as MATH and LRR domain-containing protein PFE0570w. Gene Ontology annotation, biological process: transcription by RNA polymerase III. Lineage: Eukaryota; Metazoa; Arthropoda; Insecta; Coleoptera; Silphidae. The record is from RefSeq and is a predicted model, not a curated record. Gene Ontology annotation, cellular component: transcription factor TFIIIC complex. Bases 92 to 7120 code for a protein of 2342 amino acids. The transcript is spliced from 18 exons. Gene Ontology annotation, molecular function: protein binding.
AUUAUCCUAGUAAUUUCCUGUAAUUAUGCAACACUAUUAAAUAAAAUGUAGCUCAUAGUGCACUGGUCUACGUUUUAGAAUGUGUUAAUGUAUGGGUACGAGGGUUGUGAGUUCGAAUCUGCAUAACCAAAAAAAUCAAACAUAUUCUAACAUAAUGGAUUCUCAAUUGACAAAUAAUAAGAAAAGUUUGCGCAGAUCAGUAAGAGUGAUUACCCCUGACCAGAUCAAAAAGUUAGGAUUGGAUGUGACAUUGAGGAACUUAAUUAAUAGGCAAACAGGAAGUCAAAAUGGUGAAGGAAAAUUGGAGAAGGCAGCAAAUAAUAAUAUAACUGAAGCAAAAUUAAAGAUUUCCAUUCAUAAAAGUAAUAAUAUUGAUGAAAAAGUUCCACAGCAAGUAAUUGAAUCAGGGACUAAAUCAGUUGAUUCAGUAGAUGCUUCACAGAAAUCUUCUAGGAGAAUCAGUAAUAAAAAUGUAAAUAUAAUUAAAGCCACUAGAAAUAGAGCAAAUCUGAAAGGCAAUUAUGAGAGUGAAGACAAUUGUAAAGGAGAGGAAUCUCCAAGCCGAAAAUUAAGAAGUAAUACAAAGGCUGAUAAUAUAGUAAAACCACAAGAUGUUGAUGUAAAAAAUGCAGACAAAAAUGUAGAUUUUACUGAUAAAAUUAAUUUAAAAGAAACCAAGAAACAUGAUUUAUUAACACCUGAAGAUAUUUCUACACAGCCUACAGUUCCUAUUGAAGAUUCUGUUGCAAAUGAUAAUUUAGAAAAUAUAAACCUUUCAGAGGUGGCAGAUAUAAAAAAAUCGGAAUCUUUGAAAGAACGUGAUAUUAAUUAUAAAGAAAAUGAAGAUAUAGUUACAAACUCAGAAAGUUUAAAGAAUGCUACAACUGAUGGUGCUAAUAAAAUUGAGGAAAAUAGAAUUAAAUUACCAAGUGUAACCAGAAAAAAGAGAAUUUCAAGUGAGGCAGUGAACAAGAUAAAAUUAAGCAGAAAUAAUAAUAAGAAGAAAGAAAUACAUGAAUUUGAAAAUGUUGAUGAAAAUGUGGCAAAAGAAAAACCACAGGAAAAAGAUGAAAUUUCAAGUGUGAAAGAGCAAUCUUUAACAGAAACACCCAGCAAGCCAAAUUUAAAUAAAACUGAUACAGAAGAACCUAGUAAAAUUGAUGUGAGUGGAGAUAGUGCAAAUGAAAAUAUUAGCAGCAUUGAUUUACCAAGUGUAUCUAGAAAAAAGAGAAUUUCAAGUGAAGCAUUGAACAAGUUAAAAUUAAGCAGAAAUAAUAAGAAGAAAGAAAUACAUGAAUUUGAAAAUGUUCAUGAAAAUGUGGCAAACCAAGAAACACAGGAAAAAGAUGAAAUUUUAUGUGUGGAAGAGCAAUCUUUAAAAGAAACACCAAGCAAGCCAAAUUUAAAUAAAACGGAUACAGAAGAACCUAGUAAAAUUGAUGUGAGUGGAGAUAGCGUAAAUGAAAAUAUUAGCAGCAUUGAUUUACCAAGUGUAUCUAGAAAAAAGAGAAUUUCAAGUGAAGCAUUGAACAAAAUUAACUUGAGAAGAAAUAAUAAUAGGAAAAAGGAAACACUUGAUUUUGAAAACGUUGAUGAAAAGGCACUGAAAAUAGAUGAAAGUAUUGAGCAAAAAGAAAUUAAAUCUUCUGCAAGUUCAAAUAUUGCUGUUAUUGAUAAACCUACUAAAAUUGCUGCUGAUGAACAGGGCACAUUAGAAGAAGAUAUAAGAAAAGAUAAGCCAAUGGAAAUGAUCUAUGUAGAACAAGAUCAAUCUAUAAUUGAAACACCUAGCAAGUCUCAAAGUUUAAAUAAUCCUGAUUCAGAUACACCUAUAAUUGCUGUGACUGAAAAAGAUGCAAAAGAAAAUGUAAGUAAUUUACGAAGUGGAACUAGAAAGAAGAGGAUUUCAAGUGAAGCGUUGAAUAAGAUACAUUUGAGAAGAAAUAAUAAUUCGAUAAAAGAGAGGCUUGAAGUGGAAAAUGUUGAUGAAAAUAUAAUAAGAGAUGAAAGUUCAUGUAUAGAACAAAAAGAUCAAUCUGUAAUUGAAACGCCUAGCAAGUCAACAAGUUUAAAUAGUAUUGUUACUGAUGUAACCACUAAAAUGAAUGUUGUUGAAAAGGGUUUAAAUGAAAAUGCAAGUAAAAUUAAUUUACCAAGUAUAUCAAGGAAAAAGAAAAUUUCGAGUGAAGCAUUGAAUAAGAUAAACGCAAGAAGAAGUAAUAGCAAAAAGAAAGAAAUACUGGAAUUGAAAAAUGAUAAUGAAGUAAUAGUUAAAGAAACUCCAAUGGAAGUUGAUAGUCCAUGCAAGGAAAUAAAAGUUCAUUCAUUAAAUGAAAUUCCAAGCGAGUCAACAAGAUUAAAUAAUGAAAUUAUUGAUAAAUCAACUGAAAUUGCCGUUAUUGAAGAAAACAUCAAAGAAAAUACUAGCAAUAUUGAUUCACCAAGUUUAGAUAGAAAAAAAAGAGUUCCCAAUUUAGCAUUGAAUAAGAUAAAUUCGAGAAGAAAUACUAAUAAACAUAAGGACAUACAUGAAUUGGAUAAAGUUGAUGAAAAUAUAGAAACAGAAAAACAGAUGGAAAUGAAUGAAAUUUCAUGUGUAAAGCAACAUAAUGAAUCUUUAAUUGAAACGCCUAGCACAACUAAAAUUUGUGCAGAUAAUUCUACUGAAAUUACUGUUGUUGAAAUGGGCACAACUAAAAAUACAAGCAAAGUUAAUUUAACAAGUGCAUCUAAAAAAAAGAGAAUAUCAAUCAUAAAUAGUAACAGGAGGGUAGAAGCUCUUGAUACCGAAAAUGACGAUGAAAAAUGUAAUUCUGUUAUAAGGCCGAAUAUAGAGAACACUGAAGAAGUUGAAAGUUCAGAUGAUGACAAUAGGUUGGUAAUUGAUGAAAAUACUUCAAAUGAUAAAUGUAAACUCACUGAAUCUGAAGAAAAUGUUGGUCUGAAUGAUUCCAUAAACCUAAAUAUUUCAUGUACUUCAAGUCAAAUAAUUAUAGAGUCAAAAAAUCAAGUCGAAGCAAAAAAUUUAAAUGAUUCUUCACAUCAAAAUAAUUCCACCGAAAUAAAUAAACGUUCUAGGAUAAAAGAACAAGUUGAAACAAAACUGGAUUUGAAUAAUUCUUCGAAUUUAAAUAAUUCAAAUAAUUUGGAAAAACGUAGACGAUCAACAAGACAAGUAAAUAACUCAAAUGCAACAAGUAGAACUUCCAAGAGGAAUUCAAUAAGCAAAACAAAAGACAUUGUUGUUGAAGCUGAAAUACAAAAUGCGAAAGCUCAUCAGAUAAACGAAGCAAAACUUGAAAAAAUAAAACUCAAAUCUGAAAAUAAGAAAGAUAAUGCAUUUUUGAAAUUAGAAGAUGAUAAAGUGUCAAAAAAAGAUGAUAAUAUAAAUAAUAGAGGUGAUGAACAACCUAAUGACUUAGUCGUGGAAAACGCUAAUGAAAAACGAAACAAAAUAGCGACAGGCCGAAAAAAAAUAUGUACUUCAGAAAAUAAAGUAACUCUAGAAGGUAAAGAUAUAUUACAAUGUGAAGAAAUGAAUGUAAAGCGCAGCAAAAGAACCUCAGUGAGGCGAAAGGAAGGUGACAAGUCAAUAAAUGAAGACAGUGAUUGUAAGUUGCAACAACCACCGUUGGUGGUUUUAAGCAUCGAUGAUACAUUUAGUGAGAACAUUAAGUCUAAAGAUGAUGAACCGGAACCGGAAAUUAAAGGAACCUGCAAGAAAGUAUCUGAAAGGAUAAAAGAUACUAUGGAUGAUACAAACGCAAAAGUUAGUAAUACUAAAUUAAAAGAGUCUCUUAUAAAAUCAGGCGCAACGGAAAACGAAGUUAAUGUUUCAGUAAAUGAAAUAAAUAAAUGUGAUAAAAAGAGAUUUUCUGGUUCAUCAAAAGUUACACCGUCGAGGAAGAAUGCUAAUAAGAAUAGUUCGAACGAUAAUGAAAUUAAACCUGUGCAAAAGAAAAUAACAGAUUUCUUAAUUUUCAAAGAAAAACCGAAACCGGAUAUUGAAACAAACGUUGCUAAAUGUAGAAAACGCAAAGCAUCUAUUGACAUAAUAGAGUGCGAAUCAGAUGAACAUGAUGAUGCAGCAAAAAAUAAAUCAGUUAAUGAUGAAACAGAAUCUAAAAACCAAAUUGAUAAUACAAAAGGUUUAAAGACUCGAUCCAAAAAAGCAGUUGCCAAUAUUGAAGACGACCAAAUCAAGAACAAAAAUAAAUGUACUACAAGAAAAUCUAAACGAGUCAAGUCUGAACCGGAUUUGUUUAAAGGAAACGAAAACGAAAUGGAUAAAGAAACAAACAAUGUAGCAGAACCUGAUACUGCCAAUGUUAUAAAUGAUAAAGAUACUAUUGCGUUGAAUUCAAAAGGUAAUAAGAGAAAACGAUCAAAUAUUGACGAUUUCUUAAAUCCUACUAAAAAACUAAAAGAAAACAGCUCAGAAAAUGUAAAGAAUGAUGAAGUUAAAUCUAUAUUUGAAAUAUACAAUACUGGUGCCCAGCAUAAAAAAUUAACACAACAUUAUUCAAGUGAAUUGAAACUGAUGUAUGCUGAAUUGUUAAAAAAACCAGGUCGUAAAUUUGGUAAAAUUUCUGGUACAGUUGUUUGUGCGUUGUGCGACCAAAGUUUUAAUAACUCUCUUUGGACGACUCACAAAUUGAAGCAUAAUAAUUUAGCAUGGCGCGUUGGCGAACAGCCAUUGAGUUUAGAACCUCCUGUGAUUACAAACAUAUUAAAUGCAAUGUACAAGGGCCGCAACAAAUUAUGUUGUCACAGGUGCAACGAAACAAAAAAAUCGGUAUUUGGUUUUUUAUGUCAUUUUGUAGCUUGUGGAAAAAGUGAACAAGAAGUGGAAGAAAUGAAAGUUACAUGUGAAGUUUGCGCAACUAAAAUAUUGCCAUAUUUAUAUUGGUUACAUUACAAAAUUCAUAUGAAGCCAGAAAAAACAGAGCCUAUUACGACCGAAGAUAAUGAUAUUACAACAGAAUCACCAUAUAAAUCACGAGUUGCUGCUAAAAAGGCAAAUGCUAUGAUCAAAUCUGUCAGCAAUUAUUUGAAUGGAGCUGAUGAUCGAUAUUUCGUUAAAAAUGUUUUUAAAAAGUCAGACUUGGAUGUUGUUUUAAAUAAGGAAAUUUCAUCUAAAGGAUUUGUGCUUUGUCCAUUUGAUGGUUGUGAGGCGAAAAUGGAAAAUGUUGAUAAAAUUAUUACACAUUUUGAGGAAUGCACGUAUAAACCCGAAGAGGUAUACAUGUGCAAAAAGUGCUUUCAUUACAAUAAGGUAAGAGCAGACAUGAUAAACCAUGUCCAAGUGCAUCAGAAGAAAACGAAGCGUAAAAACGAUGACGGCGAAUUCAAUGCAAAUGCUAGUGAUUCGUCUGAGGACAGUGAUAAUGAAGAUAAUAAUAAAUCUAUUACUACUAAUAAAAGUAAAAAUAACCAAAGUGUUUCUAAAUCUUAUAAGUUCGCUUUUUUGGGCCAGAAAUACAACAAAUCAUCUCUGUAUGGAGCAUUGUGCAACAGAAAUUACGUAUGGAUGUUGCAAUUCUGUAAAGAUAAUUUUAAUGAUAAAAAAAUAUUUAUGAAGUUUGCGUUUUCGAGCAAAUAUGUAAAUGCAAUGGAUCCGGUGGAUAUAAGCAAUUACUUGCCAACAAUUAAACGUUCUAUCAAUAUGCAGCAGAAUAUUAUAGAUUUUUGUCAAAAUGAGCCAAAGUUAAAGGAAAAUUGUAAAAAAUAUAAAUUGUUUGAAACGGAGAGUAACCAGACAAGUACAAAUAUAUAUUGCGGAGGCCCAAUAAGUGCAACAACUUGGGCUCCAACUCCAUAUGACUCUGACACAUACAACCAAGUGUUAGCAGUUGCAUUGAACUUAGAUGCUGAGAAGAGGUACACUUUCUCUGAGAUUAAUACCGAUAAAGGUUUACUGCAAUUCUGGAGUUUUGGGAAUUUGAAUUCUCGGACAUUAAAAGAUGUGCUGGAACCGGAAUUAGCAUUUUGCAUCGGACAUAAUUAUGGGUAUGUUACCUGUAUGGAAUGGUGUCCUUCUGGGUGUUACGAUGAAGAUAGAUUAGGAUUGCUCUGCAUAUGCUGUUCCGAUUCUUUCGUUUAUGGAUUAUCUGUAAGCCAGCCAAGUAGAGUAACUAGCAAAAUGCUUAACGCUAAGCCGGCGUUUAAAUUUUCUUUGAAUAAAUGGCGAGACAUGGAUUUAGGAGAUUGUAAUUUUCAUCCCACGACUAUUUCAUGGUCUAAGUCUGCAGGACAUAAAUACAUUGCUAUUGGCUAUUCAAACGGAGUCGUUGCAUUAUUCGAUUUAAGCACUGAAUCUGAAUUAUUAAGAAUGGAAAUUGACGAUUUACCAGUUUACUUUCCUUAUAAGACGUUUUUGGCGCAUACAGAUGCUGUAACAGGAUUACAACUAUUUCAUCUAAACGGUGGUAACCGUUGGUUGGUUACUGGUUCUAAUGAUCGUAUGGUGAAAUUUUGGGAUUUGCAGCAAACUGUAAUUCCAAUUUAUAUUAAUCAACGGACAUAUGUUAGUCAACUGUUGUGGCUUAUUAAUUAUGUUGGCACAAUCGAUGCGCAUAAGGACUUUCUCAGUUCCCUGUUACAAAGUACAACGGUAUCUCACAUUCGAGAGUUUGCUGGCAGUGUUAAUAAUGUGUUGAUGUAUUCUGGAACUUCGGUGAAUUCCAUAAGUUGUAAUGAGUGGUCUAGUAUCAUAGUUCAAGGCAACGAAAUGGGCGAAGUGAUUGGUUGUCAUUUUAACAACUUUUUCUCAAACGCGCCACCAAAGAGAUUUUAUAUUAGCAACAUUGGGUUAGAAGGAAAACUGGCUACAGUUAAUAAAGAUACAACAGUUUAUCCUACCUAUAAAGAUGUUUGUGAUAAUUUUAACGCAGUUUCCAAUGAUUAUGAUAUGAAAUAUUAUUUGAAAGUGAUUAGAAAGUCGGAGGCUCUUGUCGGCACUAGGGGACCUCAUUCAUCUCCUAAACCUAAUAUAUUCCCUAUACAAGCAGUGACGCAAAUUUCGGUUAAUCCAAACCGACAUAGUUACUAUUAUACUGCUGCAGGAUAUAAAUUAGGUUUUGUUAAGAUUUUCAAAAUGAGAAUGUUUCAAUCCAAUUAA